Messenger RNA from Lodderomyces margitis, 648 nucleotides. RefSeq names its product Rab family GTPase. The record is from RefSeq and is a predicted model, not a curated record. Bases 1 to 648 code for a protein of 215 amino acids. The transcript has a single exon. NCBI's taxonomy places the organism in Eukaryota, Fungi, Ascomycota, Pichiomycetes, Serinales, Debaryomycetaceae. Gene Ontology annotation, molecular function: GTPase activity; GTP binding.
AUGAACUCGGACAAAACUAAUAUUCUUAAAAAGUACAAAAUUGUCUUUUUAGGAGAUCAAAGCGUUGGAAAGACCUCUCUAAUCACACGUUUCAUGUACGACACCUUCGACGAAACUUAUGCCACAACAAUAGGGAUUGAUUUUUUAAGCAAAACUAUGUACCUUGAAGAGGGAAAGACGGUCAGAUUGCAAUUGUGGGAUACUGCUGGACAAGAGAGGUUUCGAUCAUUAAUACCCUCGUAUAUUCGUGACUCGCAUGUGGCUGUAAUAUGUUACGAUAUCACUAAUAAGAAGUCAUUUUCAAAUCUCGACAAAUGGAUAAAAGAUGUGAAAGUGGAGAGGGGUGAUGAUGUUGUUAUUGUGCUAGUUGGCAACAAGCUGGACUUAGCUAGUACUAAGCGACAAGUGAGUGUGGAAGAAGUUGAGCAAUUGCAUAAUAAAAUUGGGUCCAAGUUUUUUAUAGAGACGUCAACAAAGGCUAAUCACAAUGUCAAGCUAUUAUUCAAGAAGAUUGCACAGUCGUUGCCAGAUUUCAAUAAUGAAGAUGAAAAUGAAAACGGGGAACAAUCGAAUGCAGAUAAACCGGAAACUAUAAAUAUAACGAUUGAAAAUGACGAAAAGAAUCAAGGUACGAGCUCAUGUUGCUAG